AAUGAAAUCAUUGAAUGUGUUUGACCAAUGAAAAUACGCCAUCAGAGGCGCGCGUCAUCUCCUCACAGAAUUAGCAUAGAGGAGGGAAUAAAUACUUCUGUGAGCGGAAUAAGAAUCAUUAUUCUGAGUUUAUUCUUCAGAUCAUCAUGCCUGAACCAGCCAAAUCCGCCCCGAAGAAGGGAUCCAAGAAGGCCGUCACAAAGACCGCCGGUAAGGGAGGAAAGAAGCGCAGAAAGUCCAGGAAGGAGAGUUACGCUAUCUACGUGUAUAAAGUCCUGAAACAGGUUCAUCCUGACACCGGGAUCUCUUCCAAGGCGAUGGGAAUCAUGAACUCUUUCGUCAACGACAUCUUCGAGCGCAUCGGCGGUGAAGCGUCUCGUCUCGCUCACUACAACAAGCGCUCCACCAUCACAUCGAGAGAGAUCCAGACCGCCGUGCGUCUGCUGCUGCCCGGUGAACUGGCCAAACACGCCGUGUCUGAGGGCACAAAGGCCGUCACCAAAUACACCAGCUCCAAGUAGAAGAACAUCCGGUUUCUCAACCAACACAAAGGCUCUUUUAAGAGCCACACAUAUUCUCAUUUAAAGAGUUUCUUGUUUGUAUAAAGUGUUUGUAUGUCUCACGCGGUUACUGAUGUGGUUUGUGUCGGGAAAAUUAAGCUUAAAUAGAUAUUCAAUAGAUUAUUACAUACGUUUCUGAAUUUUUAUUUACAGCGUUUUUAUUGUUGGGUUUGUUACGUUUGGUAAUAUCUUUUGAAGUCUAUUAUACUAAUAUAUUAUUGAUAAGCCAGACAUUAUGACCAUCUGCCUAAUAUGCUGUCGGUCUGCCAUGUGCCGCCAAAACGGCACCGACCAGCCAAUGCAUGGACUCUACAAGACCCCUGAAGGUGUCCUGUGGUAUCUGGCACUAAGACAUUAGCAGCAGAUCAUUCAAGUCCUCUAAGUUGUGAGGUGGAGCCACUGUGGAUUUGACGUCCCAUAGAUGCUAAAUAGGAUUGAGAUCUGGGGAAUUUGCAGGCCAGGGCAUCAAUAAGAACUCUUCAUUGUGUUCCUCAAACCAUUCCUGAACAAUGUGUUUGGUGUGGCAGGGAGCAUUACCCUGCUGAAAGAGGUCACUGCCAUCAGGGAAUACCAUUGCCAUGAAAGGGUGUACCCGUUCUGCAAUGAUUUAUAAGUAGGUGGCACGUGUCAAACUGACAUCCACAUGACUCCCUCCACUGGUUUGUUGUUUUCCCACAAUGCAUCCUGAUGCCAUCACUGGUAAAUGGCACACAUGUACACAGCUGUCCACGUGAUGUAAAAGAAAAUGGGACUUAUUGGACCAGGUGACUUUCUACUGCUCAAAGAUCCAGUUUUGAUGCUCGUGUGCCCAAUGGAAUGGAAUGUACUUUAUUGUCCCUGUUAGGGGAAACUUGUGGUGGACUCAAUAGGCAACAUUUUUGCAUUUCAUUACAUCACCCAAAAAAGAUAAUAAAAUAACAAUACAAAAGGUACAUCAAAUACACAACAAUUCAACAUAGCAUACAUUUCCAUCAAUCAUAAAAAGUAUAUCUUUCAGUAAAAGCAUCUAAUAACAAAGUUUCAAAACACAAUAGAAGCAUACAAUCUACAUAAUUUUGCAUCAUUUAGCAAUUUAAUAGAAAAAGGCACAAAUUAAUUUUUAAAUCUAUUCAAUUUACACCGUAAGUUUCUAAAACGCCUGCCUGAAGUUAACAAUUCAUAAUUAACAAAAAGAAUGUGAGAUGGGUCAUUUAAAAUUCUUCUAGCUUCCCUUAAUGUACACUGUUCAUACAUACAUGUCGGAUACAUCUGGCAUAAGUAUCCGACUCGUCAAUAUGUUUUAAAAUUAGGUGCAUUAAGCUAUUGAUGACAUCACCAGUUCCUCUGCCUUGCUGAUAAGAAAACUGGAAUGGAUCCAGUUUGUUUGUAACAUCUGUCUAUAGCAUUGACACCAUACAUUUCUCAAGACAUUUCAUCACUACAGCAGUUAGAGCUAAAGGUCGAAAGUCAUUAUUUACUAAAGGACGAGCUAUCUUUGGCACAGGAAUAAUAAGAGAUUUCUUCAAGAGAGAUGGUACCAUUUUUGUAUCUAAGGACUGUUGAAAUAUAUGGCACCAUACAGGGGACAAUUCCUCUGCACAUGUCUUUAUAAGAAAGGAUGAGAUGCCAUCUGGACCAGACGCCUUUUUUGGGCACAGAUGUUUGAACAUCAG
Xyrauchen texanus (razorback sucker) is the source of this 2212-nucleotide messenger RNA. RefSeq names its product histone H2B-like. Lineage: Eukaryota; Metazoa; Chordata; Actinopteri; Cypriniformes; Catostomidae. The record is from RefSeq and is a predicted model, not a curated record. Bases 147 to 521 code for a protein of 124 amino acids. Gene Ontology annotation, molecular function: protein heterodimerization activity; structural constituent of chromatin; DNA binding. The transcript has a single exon. Gene Ontology annotation, cellular component: nucleosome.